AAACAUUUACACAGACCACAAACUUUUGAACGGUAGUGUACUGUAUAUGAGUGUAUGUUAAUGCUGCUAAGUCUUUCACAUCUGUUGAAAAGAUGAUUAUCAACUCUGAGUCAUGUUUCAGGUUUUUGCUAUAGAGCACAUUUCCUCUUCCUGUCCAUACGAUGAAAAUAGCCCAUUAUUUCAGUUUUCCUCUUUAGUUGUGGAAGAGUUUUGGAUACAUUGUCUUGAAUGUGUUUUCCGAUACUCAUGGAAAGUCCGAUGCAUUCAUAAAAAUAAUAAGGUUAGACACAUUUCACCCUCUGAAACUCCUAAUCUCUCGCCUCUGUUUGGACUAUUAUACCAGACGGCCUGGGACAAAUUGAUCCUCCCUGACUAGUUAACCUUAUUUUCCUCACUGCCAAAUUAAAUUAUCCAGAGUGGCUCUACAGGAUUUUAUCUUGCUUUUUUAGCUAUGCUGACCUCCUUUACACAAAGACACUAAUAAAAUGUGUGCAUGAACUAUAAUUCAUCUAUGAAUUGUCAUAAUGUGCACAUGGGAUUUGGUUUAAUCAAUGGAUAAUCAAUAAAAUCAAAAUGAUCUUGGCCAAAAAAAUAAAAAUAAAAUAAAAUCAGAAUUAUCUCAACAUUUGUUUUGUGAUACAUUAAUAUGCUAGGUUGUCUUUCAUCAGUCUGUUUGGUAGCAACUACUCUCCCUCUCCACAAGGAUCUUAUUAUGAAACAUUAUGGUAAGAGAACCAUUGCCAUGAUGCUUAACAACCAUGCAUUGUCCUGCUAUUUAAACAAUCCUGGUGCCUUUGAGUGAUCAGUGGAAGGAAUGCCAAUGCUGAUUCUAAUACCAACCAAAGCAGCCUUCCAUGACUAAUCUCUCACUCUCUCAGUUUCUCUCUUCCGCUCUCAUUUUACUAGUUUUUGUUCUUCGGUGCUUUCAUGGUCACACAGCACUUUUUUACCAAGGGUAUGUAUAAAUACAGUCUGGAACACGUCAUGUGUUGGUGCCAUGCUUUAGCAUCAGGGACAAGAAGUCUUGGUUGCUGUAGUAACUCAUUCACUUCUAUUGGGGAAAAUAAAGAGAAAUAUCCUAUAGAUUUGGAUAUUUUUCUGAAAGCAAAUAAUCCAAAAGCAAGUAAGUUAUGUAUUUUGCUUUGUAUAAAGUUAUUCUGCUGACAUUAGAUAUGUUCAGAUGUUCAGAUGUCAAGAAAAAAAGCUUGAUUUAUUGGAAAUUUCUUGUUGUUUUUCCCUUUUGAAAUUUAUGGGCAACUAUUUGGGCAACUGCUAAUUUGUUUGAGGCCUUUUUGUCAACUAUUUAAAUGUCAGACUGGGUGUUACCAAUAUGUGUCUAGUUUCACCCAAAGGCUAGAAGGCAAUGUAUAAACUUACUGUUGUUUGGGGACAUGUUUAAACAGGUUUUGAGUUUUACUGGUGUCUUUUUCCAUGUCUGGGUGAACUAAGUGUCACUGAUGUACUGUAUAAUUAUUGACAAAUUAUUGUAUGUUGUUCAUUCAGACCAUGUUCUCAGGUUCAAAUUAUUUAUUUAUUAUGUUUUUAAGAGGGAAAAUUGUGACACAUGUGUCAGUUAUAUAUUAUAUUUCAAUAAAAAAAUAUUUUCAUUCUAAUAAUAAUUCACAAUAUUACAGUUUUUAUUGUAUUUUUGAUCAAAUUAAUGCAGCCUUGGUGAGCAUAAGAUACUUUUCAGAAACAUAAAAAAAAUCUUACAGACUCAAAACUUUUGAACGGUAGUGCACGUUACUGUUUGUAUUUCUGAGGAAUGUUUCACAAGUCCAGUGGUAAAGCUGGCUCUAAAUUUAUAUCUGCAUUAGUAUUUCCUCUUUGUACUGUGUAGUCUGUCCUUUGAACUCUUUACCAGUCAUUCCAUGUGACAGGAAAUUGAGCUGCCUGUAUGCUCACAUCGGCAGAACUCAUAAAACAACAGUACGUUUAAUCUGUGGGCCUUACAUAAACAUCUCUCCUGGAUGUUCAUUGUCACAUUGGAGACCCAAAUCUACAUUACAGAUCAUUUCUGGUGUUGCGUUCCCAACAUUUAAGCAUAUUCUUUGAGGAUGUUAUGUCAUUGGGUCAUGCCAGACACAGAAGGCUGAAUUUCACAGGAAAGAGCAGCUACUUGUUUACAGUCUUCUCUUUGGUGGUGGGUAACACUCAUUCAGCAACGCCCCCUCCGUCACCACCUUGAGAAAACCAACACCAUCUAAACAUUCACACUCUGUGUGAUUCAAGUGUCAAGUCCUCUCUAUCAGUGUGACAGACUUUGAACAUUGUUGAUUGUUGUGUUGUCACGCCUGACAGUCUUUACAAUGGCCUUGGAGCUCUGCCAGAUGGCUGACUUCCAGUCUUCCUAGAUGCUGUACCUGUCUGGCAUUUCAAAUGGCCGUUUAUCUUCAAAUAUGUGAGAAAUGGUUUGAGAAGAAAAAGGAACAAUUCUAAUGAGAGAAAAUGCCUCAGCGUAUAGAAGAGAAGGGAAGUGUUUUCCUCACUGCAAUGUUCCUGUGUUGUUUCAAAAUAAGUGUUUACCUACAAUCUGAAAUUACUCUUAUCUUUACCAUUUUUUUUUUUUUAGUUUGACAAGGUAGAUCUGUUUUGUUUGAUUAUGAAAUGUAGAGGUGAAAGAGGAAGUAGGACCAGAUGAGAGCUUAAUUUGAGAAGUGACUCAUUAAAAAUCCCCAGAGGAGGUCACCUGAGCAGUUUUUAUCAGAGGAUUUCUUGGGGAUUUUUUAUCGUGGUAUCCAGUUGUAUACUGUACAUAAAAGCUCUGCGAAAGCAUAUCACUUGUAGAUUUCUUUCAGUACAGGACAGACUUUCAUCUCCUCACACAAUAACGGCAAGAGCAAAGAGACACAUCUCAGAGGUGGCAGCCCUCACCUGGAUCCAAAGCUGCCAUGUUGGUAAAGGUCAGCAGCAUUGGCAGAAGCCAGACAAGAGGAACCAGUGGAGCUGCUUCACUUCAUCUCCCACAGAGCAAAGCCAGUGACCAUAAUGCCUGCACACUCAAUCCUGGCAGCAUCAAAUCUGUUUCAGGCUACAUGCUGUCCCCGCAGGCUUACAAAACCACACCAGGAGGAAAAAUAGCAGCGGACUCAAGGCAGGCCCACCACUUGAGGAAGGCGAGUAAUGGCAGCUUCUGCCUUGUGACCUCUGGGGACUCUACAACGUCUCUACGACCACAGUCCAACUCACCAAGGCCAGUAUCUCCUCAAUAUGGAGCAACUGCACGUCUCUAUGACGAUCCAUCAUCCGAUUGCCCAAUUUACGACGAGCCUCCAGUAGAUAUGGAGGUUGAAGGUGCUCACCUACACAAUGGCCCAUCCAGACACAAUCACAGCCUCCAGAAGAUGAAACUCCUCCAGCACCCGGGUCAGUCUCACACCGGAUCGAGACACAAGAGAAACCCUUCAGACUAUAGUCCAGCAGGCUUGGAGUGUAUCAAGCACAUGGUGAAUGUUGAUCCCAAACAAGGACUCCUUUCCACCUCACCGGUCCCGUCUCCCAGCCCUUCUCCGACCUCAGCAUCCGAGUCUCUGCUUCUCCCGACAAGGGGACUUCAGAAGGAACCCGCCAGCCUGGAGAAGAAGCAGUCACUGAGGAUCCUAGAAGCGAGUGUGCUCAGAGCUAUGGAAGUGCACCACAGCCGGCAGGGCAGUCAAGGAUCUCAGGACUAUUCCACACCACCACCUCCCGCCGUUAGCUACCAGGACUCAGGUUACUCAACCGGCCCGUCACCUAGCCUUCGGAGAAAAAGCAGGAGGAGGAUAGGUGCUGGAGCCCAGGGCCGACCCGGUUCAGUGGGCAGCACCGGGGAACUUACAGCCCUGAACGAGCGCUUGAUGGAAGAGAUGAGGGAGGUGGUCAGUCGCUCAAACACCAUGCGGGAGACCAAAGUCAGUUUGGAUUCUGAGAUGUCUGAGAGCUCUUCCUCGCAGCGCACACACAGCGUGGGACGGUGUUCCUCUAGGGAGGAUGUUGCAUCUUGCAGCAGGUCAAUAAGCAGGACAAGUAACCAUCCCAGUAUGGCCUUCACACCUCUGGAGAUUCCAGGACGGCAGAAGCGGACUUAUGAAAAGGUGGACACGCUAGAGAAGAGUGUGACUUUGUCCUCACCAGAGACUGCUGGACCCCCCUCACAGGCAGGAACUCUGGAGCCAAAGGUUCAGUUGGACAGCCGAAAGAAAGGUAUGGUAGAAGGCCGAACGGGCUCACUCGGUCCUCAUCGCCACGUAGCCAGCGAUACCAAUUUGCAGGGAGGUGAUGGUGGGGCUUACCAGCUAUCCUAUGCCACCCUCCGUCAGCCACCACCCCCAGAUGCCAACAUGGCCGACUGGGCUAGCAAGCACCUGAACAUGCACACCCAGGGCCUGUUCCGCCGUCGAGUCUCCAUCGCCAACAUGCUGUCCUGGAACCGCGGCUCCAUCAAGAAACCCAUGCUGAUGACCAAUGACCGCACUGUGCGCAAAGAAGCCUGUGAGAUGUUUAAGCUUGUCCAGGCAUACAUGGGAGACCGACCUUCACGGCUGGACCGGCGACAUGCGGCUCUUCUCAUUGUCACUAAGUGCUGGGGCAUGCAGGGACUGAGGGAUGAGCUCUAUGUCCAGCUCGUGAGGCAGACCACAGGCAACACCAGUCCACGCAGUCUGGCAGCAGGCUGGGAGCUUAUGGCUGUGUGCCUUGCCUUCUUCGCUCCUUCACCCAAGUUCUGCUGCUACCUGGAGGGCUACAUUCAGAGGCACAUGGAGCCAACCAAUGACAAAAAAAUAACCCAGUACAUACUGGACCAGCAGGAUAUUAAGAAGAAGAACUCAAAGUCAAGGAAGAAGAGAAAACAGAGCUCAGAGGAGGAAGCAGAAGCGCUCCCCAUCAGCACAUAUGCCAAGUACUGCUACCGGAAGCUCCAGAAAGUGGCGGUCACUGGAGGGAAAAAGGGUCUUCGUAAGCCAAGCUUGGAGGAGGUGGACCACAGUCGACGUGCCAUCAUGACCCCCUCACUAUUCGGCAGCUCUCUAGAGGAAGUGAUGGAGCGGCAGAGUGAACUCUUUCCAGACAGGAAGUUGCCAUGGGUGCAAGUGCAGCUGUCGCAGUAUGUGCUGGCUCUGGGUGGAGCUCAGACUGAGGGGAUAUUCAGGGUCCCUGGUGACAUUGAUGAAGUUAAUGCACUGAAGCUACAGGUGGACCAGUGGAGGAUCCCUGAAAACUUAUCAGACCCUAAUGUUCCUGCCUCUCUGAUGAAGCUCUGGUACCGUGAGCUGGAAGAGCCUCUCAUCCCUAUGAGUUUCUACAAGCAGUGUGUCAGUAACUAUGAUGAUCCUGUGGCAGCCAUCAGUGUGGUGCAGUUGCUGCCUGAGCUCAACCGACUGGUGCUAUGCUACUUCAUCCACUUCCUACAGGUUUUUGCUCAGCCUGCGAAUGUUGCAGUCACUAAAAUGGACGUGAACAACCUUGCUAUGGUAAUGGCUCCUAAUUGCCUUCGGUGCCAAUCGGACGACCCCCGUGUCAUAUUCGAGAACACCCGCAAGGAGAUGUCUUUCUUGCGAAUGCUCAUUGUACAUCUGGACACAAGCUUCAUAGAGGGCAUUGUUUAAAGUUCUCGUUUUGUCUCAUUGGCAGUAUAUGAAUCAGUGAUACACAACCAUCCUUCUCACAAAUAUGACAUUGUGGACAAAAACUGAGCAAAAUCUAAGAGAAAAGUACACUUUUAAGGAUGAUUGUUUGUGAAAAAUUUGUUUUUAUUUUGACCGUAAAACUCUCAACAACAUCACUGUUACUUUCCUUAAUUAGGUGUGUUCUGCCCACCUCAGUGAUAUAAAGACUGGUAAAGUUGAAAGUCAUUGAUGGCAGAAAUUUCAUGCCUUCAUCCAAGUUCUUUGCAUGUUCAAGAAAUGCAUGAAAAAAUGCAAAUCUUCAAAUGCGAUGAUUAUGAACUAUUAGUGGUUUACAUAUGUUAAUGUGCGUUGCAAGGGUCAAAGUUAAAAGUAACUUGCAUGGAUGCAUUGGUUUGUGAGCACUCACUCGCUGUCUGCUUGUUUUGUAUAGUAAGUCAUGGUGACCGGCUGUAAGAAAGCAGUUUAUUUAGUUUGUUCUCUGACAGUAUAUUUGUGUAUUUGUGGAUUUCAAAGAAAAGGUCAUCUGUAUGAACAUUGUAUUUGUUCUUAGUUUGAUCUAAAAGUAACUAAAGAAAAAAGAAAAAUAGGUUUGUUAGAUCGAGUGUGACUUUUUCAUACUCUAUCCAAUAAUAUACAGUAUUUUAAGAUGUGAAAGUUUUCUAUUUUAUUUUAUGAUUUUUUUUAAACUGUUACUCCCUGAUGAUCAGGAAUAUAAUUUAUGUGGAAUUGUCCUGAAAAAUGAAAUGUCAUGAAAUGGUACAUUUUCAGCUCCCAUUGGAAGUCCACAGCAUCAUACAUAACCAUUUGAAAAUACUACUUCUGAGAAAGUUUGUAAAUGAAUUAAAUAUAUUAAGUGAUAAUGAAAAAAUAUGCCAUUGUAUGAUGCCUGUGAAAUAGCCUUUGAAGAAUUAAAAUGUAAAAUCUUGGAAAAGAGUAGAUAAAAUCCAUGGCUUAUUUAAAAAGACACAGGUACCCUUUGUGUAUUCAUGUUCUUUGUGAGUCUUUGUAUGUAAAUAAAGCUUGUAAAUAGUGCUGCUUAUUUUACUGACGUUACUUAUAAAUGGAACUGAGUGGUGUGAGUUGUUGGAAAAUAGAAAAUCUAAACACUUUUGUAUUUAGUAUUCUGUGCUAUAGACUGUAUGAUCAAAAUAUUCUAUACAACUUUUGGAUUGUGUGUGUAUUUUGUGUGAAAUGGAUGUUGAGGAAUAAGUAUAAUAAAGUUUCACAAAGA
Messenger RNA from Megalobrama amblycephala (Wuchang bream), 6837 nucleotides. RefSeq names its product Rho GTPase activating protein 46a (gene arhgap46a). NCBI's taxonomy places the organism in Eukaryota, Metazoa, Chordata, Actinopteri, Cypriniformes, Xenocyprididae. Gene Ontology annotation, biological process: signal transduction. The record is from RefSeq and is a predicted model, not a curated record. Gene Ontology annotation, molecular function: GTPase activator activity; protein binding. The transcript has 9 exons. Bases 2892 to 5585 code for a protein of 897 amino acids. Gene Ontology annotation, cellular component: cytoskeleton; cytoplasm.